Molecule: messenger RNA, 5521 nt
Organism: Rhopilema esculentum
Lineage: Eukaryota; Metazoa; Cnidaria; Scyphozoa; Rhizostomeae; Rhizostomatidae
Biological process (GO): regulation of transcription by RNA polymerase II
Cellular component (GO): transcription regulator complex
Molecular function (GO): DNA-binding transcription factor activity, RNA polymerase II-specific; RNA polymerase II cis-regulatory region sequence-specific DNA binding
Source: RefSeq, a predicted model, not a curated record
UUGACCAUAGGACAGAGCAAAAUACGGUUGCAAGAACAGAGGAAAGCAUGUGCACCCUUUGGUUUACCCCAUGGUUUACCCCAUGUUUUACCCCAUUUUCGAAGGCUUCUGCUUUGUUUAGGAAUUUUUGUCUUUGUCGCUUCAUUUUGAACCUUAACCUGAUGCAAUGAAUUAAUUCAUUUUUCGGUUCAUUGAGCUAAAUGAUAAUCAGAAAGUAGGAAUCAUUGGUAAUUUACAUUGCCGCGUGAUUGGGACCUGUUAGGUUGAAGUAUAGAACCACCAGAUGCUCACACUAUGACGUGGAAACAAAUAUUUGUCACAGUUUCAUUGUAUAUGAUAACAAAAUGUUUUCCAAAACUUCUCGUAGCCUACAGUAGCAUACAGUAUCAAUGUAACGAUGAUAGAACGUCACAGGUAUGCGGGGGAGUAGCAAUGUUUCUCAAUGAAGGAAAUAUAGCUCAUAGAAGGCGGGGGCAAGAUCCUAAACUCGAAUAUUUCUAAGGGUUUUGCUGUUAAACACAAGCCUAUUUUUUACAGUGCGCCUGCUUGCUCCCUUAGCUUUCUCUGGAGGUUAGGUUUCGCUCGGUAACAACUUAUUCAAUUUCCAAUAACCUUAAAAGACCCAGAUACGAUGGUAUAGGUUGAGCUGAGAAUUUCUAGCCUUAAGAUUUUCUUGAAGGUUUUACCCAUUUAGAAGGAGCAAUACCGGUGGGCUUUCAGGGGCGAAGUGUCCGGAAUUGAGGAGCGCAUGUUAAGCAGCUCCAUUUUGCCGGCCGGGCGAAAAGAUCCGUUCUAUCUGGAUCAUUUAUGAGAUGAUAUUGGCCCUGCUAGAAUGGAAAAAUAUCUUACCACAACCUUUAAGGCUCUUGGCUCCUAGAAAUAUUUAUAAACCGAACGCAUUUCAUCACUUUAACCAUCAAAGUCUUUCUGUUUGCUUAUCGCAGCGCAAUUUCCAUGUGGCCUGCGUCUCAUUCGCAACGCCCAGCAAGCGUUCCCCCUUCCAGGAGCAUCGCACAGGUCAAAUUGUACUCAAUUUACAAGAAAAGCAUUGCAUUACGCCCAAUUUGCAUUUUUCAGUAUUUUUCCUCAACCAUAACCACGCAGUUUUCAGUGUCACAUGUUUAGGUAAACUUAUCGAACAGAUCCCUGUUCAGUUUUCUUAUGCCCUAAACACUUACCAAACAGGCAAUCAUUAGCAAAUUUACUCAUCAAGUGUACGUACGGACACAAGAGCCUUUCGCAUGAAACGUAAAAUAACGAUUUUCACGACAGCAGUAACAUGUGUACAAAUUACGACGAAAAAAGUGCUCGGUGGACUUGCUUCAGACCUCUUUUUUGCUUCUCGAAGAAAAAGGGGGGAUGGAAAGACAUGAAAAGAGUUCAACGGUUCAGUGACCGAAACUUCUUCGUGCGGCAUGCGGCAUCACGAAGAGCAAAAAAUGUCCUUAAGAAAGGCAGUCUUCAAACGUUUUUUUUGUAAACAACCGUAACCAUAGGCUCAUUCUAAUCAAAGAACCUAUGUAGAAGUUUCAAAUGUAGAACCACGAGAUGGUCUAUAAUUUUGUUUGAAGUUCGGCAUCAAGAUCUGCACAUGUGCUCAUAAAGCAUGUCAAUUACAUGCACGUAGGUGUUGCGGGGAUAUUUCUGUCACGAUUUUUGUGCCUCUCUUUAUGGCUCUGCAUUUGGCUGUUUUGCGAUCUUAAAAAGGCACUAAAAGUGGAAUGUUUACAGUAGUAGAUUUGUUUAUAUAAAAACGAAUAGUGGCAAGCAUGCUUAUUGUCAAAGUCGAUCGACAUUGAGCGUUUCAAAGGCAUCUUGCUAUGGUAUAUUGGUUUAAACUGCCUUCUUCGUAUAGGAAAUACCACUAAGCCUAGAACUGUGAGUUGGGAGCUCUAUUGCCAGAAGAGGUGCAUUUUCACGUAGUGUUAGUAAACUAGAGCUGGAAUAAGCUAGCGUAUACAGAAAAGACAACUCGUGUGAACCUGUUACGUGUAUUCUGUUCAAGGUCACAAAAUCACUGUUGCCCUGUUGCUCAAGCGGAUCAACGGGUACCUACCUUCAUUGAUCUUUCGAACAAUAUCGCCGUAUAAAUGAGUUCUAGUCAGGCCAAUUAUCUUGCCUUAAACCUAUCAGUAGAUGGUAUAGACCAGUAGCAAACAGUUUGUCAUUAAUUGAGAGAGCAAUUAAUGCGGGACUGAUUUAUCGCAUAUUCUCCUUUAAUUGGUCACUUGGAAUUUCUCAAAAAUUAGCAAUGUCAAAUGAGGUAGAAGGUUUAUGGGCCGGUGAAAUUGAAAAAAGUUUCCAGGAAGCUUUAGCACUAUAUCCACCUUGCGGAAGGCAAAAGAUCAUGUUGUCGGCAAGAGACAAGAUGUAUGGGAGAAAUGAACUAAUAGCUCGAUACAUCUAUCUGAAGACCGGGAAAAUUCGGACUCGAAAACAAGUGGCUAGCCACAUUCAAGUGUUAGCAAGGAAGAAGGUUCGCCAGAUGCAAACUAAAGUGAAAGCGAAGAGCAAUGAUGAUCAAAGUCUGCACGAAAUUUUGAAUCUUUCUUCUGCAGAGAUAUUGUCUUCCAAUCAAGGAAAACGAGAAUUAAACCAAGCAACGCUAGUUCCUGCCAAGCACUUCACUGUCACGUCAACAGCACCGGUUCUUCACUAUCCUUCCGAUGUGAGAGUUAAACCCAGCAGCCCCGACGACGAGAAUCGAGAUCGAGAUCGGAAUCUUUGUAUUGAACGGGAUUUGUCGGACAUAUUUCCACCUGAUUUAACCGAAGGGUACAACAAGGCCACUUCGUUUUAUAAGGAUAACGAAACUGGGUUCAAAUCAGAGCCUUCAGACGUUAACGACGAAUUGCCCCCAUUAUCUGCUGCUUACCAUGGUUUAAGUGAACAACUUCUUUGGGAGUACCCCCAUAAUUGUGAUGUCUCCCCAUCAGCCAGUCUGUAUACUCAUGACAUGGGGCAACAAGAGGGGCAGAGGACGUGGCGGCGAGACGGGAGACAUGGGGGUCUGAAAAGCUGUUCGAGAACAUCAAUUGCCAGCAGUGUGAAAUCAGAGGAGCAGCAGAAUUCGACAGAUCGAGUGUCGUCAGCAUGUAUGUUUGAAAGUUUAAUAGAUUUUGAGCCAUUUAGAGGUGAGUUCAAUAACCAUAGCUUCUAGCGUAUUGUAUAAUGAAUUCUAGGUAUUUUCAAUUUUCAAGAUAUGAUCCGCAUAGGAGACGAAAGUUCGUGUAUGUAUAAAUAUACAUGUUUGUAUAUAUGCACAAUAAAUAUAUAUGUAAAUACUCAAUAAAACAACUUGGUUUCUGAAGAAUUCUGAAGAAGUUUACAGCGAAACGUCAAUCAAGUUGUUUUUUAUUGAGUAUCUAUUUAUGAUUCUAAAAAACUUAAGAGUUAGGAGCUAUUGAUUAUAUAAAUAAUAAUCACUCCAACUGUGGUACGUUUUUAGGCCGAUAACAUUUUCAUGUGGCUAGGAAUAAAAUAGAAGAUAAUUAUCGAUGAAAUUUUUUAUCGUUAAAAGGUAUUAAGCUAUCAGAGAAAGUUGUGUUUGGUUUGACAAAGAACUCAAAGUAAAGAACGCACAGUCAGGUUUGAUGAAGACUAAUUAGAACGUUAAGAGAAGUUAAAGACCGUGAAUAUAGCAGGUUUACCGCUAGUAAGAUUUUGCAACCUAACAAAAUGCCGGUUUUCUGUAUUCUGCAUUAGGGAAACAUCCUUUCAUAUGAUACUAGAAAAAGAACUGUGCGUUAAACCUCCAACGUAGUAAUUGCGUUGAGUGGAAGGUGAACACCAAGAUGAAACGGGGCGUUAUUUAGACUUGUCGGUAAACAUCUAGAAUUUGCAAAAGUGGAUAUCGUAAACUUUGUAAUGAAAUGUUUUUUAGCAGCAGGUCUAGAUUCCGGGUCUAAAUUAAACCACCAGAGAAGGUUACUUAUUUAAUAAUUUAAACUAAACCAGCAUUAGAUUGUUCGGGAAAAGGAACCGCCCUGAAUUGCAUAAUCAUUCGUAAAGUAUAGAACGAUGAAAUGAAAAUUAACGGACUGUUUUGAAACCGUAUAGAAAUCACCGAGAAUGUGAUCUGAUUUUGAAAUUGACUAGACGGACAAAACAUUCGGCUUCCUUAACGGGAUCUAUAGUCUUACUGUAUAUAUUUUCACCGCUUGUAUAGUUAUGCGUUUAAUGUUGAUUUGAAAUUUAUUAUGUAACAAAGCUAGUAUAUCAAUUUUUAAUGCUUUGUGUAUUCCUAAUUUCCUACUAAGACGGGAUUAACGUGUUUUUUUUGCUAUCGAGAAAGGCCCUUUAUUUAAAUAAGGGUCGUAGCUUUGAUGAAAGGACUACCCCGACCAAAUCGCAUACGUUGUUGCACCACAAAUAUAACAAGAACAAAAAUCUUUUACACCGUAAAUCCUCAAAUAUCUUCCCCUUCAUUUAAGCUUCCCCUUUCUCGGAUUAAAUUCCCCCCCCCCCAUUCUUGAAGUAAAAUAGUUAACAAACCUCUAUCCUCAAAGAGACCCGUAUCAUAACAUAUAAAAUUUUACAAUACAGGAUUUUUGCCUGUGAUGAAUAACAUGAAUAACGAAAUUUACCAAUGAUUUUGCUUUCAGCAUCAAUGUAAAAAUGUUUCCUCUCUAAAUGUGAGCUAUUUGUAUGGCACCCUUUAGAUAGUUAUUGUAGACCACCCUCCCUUAAAAACAUCUAACUAUUAAAGGGGCUAAUUAAAAGAUUUUCGAUAAAUACAUCACUCCCUACACCAACAACAUCUUCAUGUGCUGAGAACGUAAAAUUAGAGGUCUGUCUACCCGAACACUUCUACAAAUGACAACGCAACAGAUACCUAGAAACGUCCGUAGUGAAUUCUUUUGGACACGCAAAAAAUGUGGGUGCUGGACGUUUGAUUUGGUUUCAUUGAUUUUGUAGGCGUGGACUAAAUAAGAAUUUCCAGCAACCGUGAGUCAUAGGUCUACAGGCUUUGUCUUGGUUUUCGUUGUAUAGGCUACCUGCAGGAUAUGGCGUGUUAAGAUAAACAUCUUUGAGACGUAAAUUUCACGUAAAUAUCGCAAUAAACAUAACGCAGUUUACCCGACAGAAAGGCAAUUUUUCCUCUUAAUUCAAGAGUGAAUUAAUUCUUAACUUAAGAGUGCCUUGUUGUUGUUUUUUUUUCAUUUUACUUAUUGUGUAGUUAUAACCAUUCGAUAACAUAUAUAAAAUGAUUAUUAAGAAUUAUAAUUUUUGGUCAACGAUGCUGGUCUUUCGUGGCCUUGUAUAUUUGAUUUGAAUAUAUCAAGCUUUAUUAUUGAAUAUAUCAAGCUUUAUUUACUAGAUAUAUCUGUAAAGUUAAAUGAUAAAUAGCAUGAAUAAAUAUAAAUAUUUGAAUUCUCUGUAACUCUGUUUGCUAUUUAAUCUUUGUUUUCGAAUCCAAAAUGAAACGGAUAAACAUUGACAAAUGUGUUUCUCUUCUAAUCGUUUGCUACAAAUUUCUUGCUCGUUUUGACCAAAAGGAGCAGUUUCGACCCGCUCUAAA